AUGAGAAUUCCACCAUUGAUGGAAAGAUUAAGAAGAUAUUAUGGAUGCGGGGUUUGGGCAGGAAAAAUAUUUUGUGUGCUAGUUGCAAUCGACUUUUUACUAUGGAGAUUUUUAGAAUGGAUUUUUCCUGAAAGUGAUAUUGAUAUUGCUCCUUCAUUUCCAUAUCAGAAAUAUAGAAAAAUGUGUCAAAUGGCAGAUAAAGAUGAUGAUGAUCUAAGAGAUUCAUUAAAUAGACAACAAAAAACUGCUUCUUUUAGACUUAAUAAAAACAAAUUUGUUGUUGUAUCAAUGCAGAGGUUGACAUUCUUUGAAUGGGCAAAUUUAAUAAUUUCUGAUGAUAAAAAAGAAAACAUCAGAUCAUCGGAUGAAGUUUUAGGUUUACUAGAUAAUUGUGAUCCACCUGCAAUGGUUCAUAUAAGUCAAUCUAGACGUGGUAGUUCCACCUCUACCAUAAUGUCACAUUCAACUUCACAAACAAAGAUUAAUGAUCAAUUUUCAACCGAUGUUAAUCACAAAAAACCUUUUAUAUGA
Messenger RNA from Entrophospora sp. SA101, 531 nucleotides. NCBI's taxonomy places the organism in Eukaryota, Fungi, Glomeromycota, Glomeromycetes, Entrophosporales, Entrophosporaceae. The record is from the annotation of a GenBank genome assembly.